Messenger RNA from Closterium sp. NIES-67, 4260 nucleotides. Lineage: Eukaryota; Viridiplantae; Streptophyta; Zygnematophyceae; Desmidiales; Closteriaceae. The record is from the annotation of a GenBank genome assembly.
GGUAUGUAGAGGCUGGGAACCAUCUCCCUCUCGAAUUCUUCUUCCUAAGUUUUUUGUACUCCUAAGACUAAAGUGGCUGCAGUACCUCCUGCCAGUCAAACCGCCAUAGCGUCGUCAAAUCUUCAUGGAAUUUUAUGAUUCAACUUGCUGCUCAUAGGCGACAACAACGCGCUCCAGAUCCAAUUUACAGAUCACCGUUUGAGGUACACUUCAGAUCGGCAUCAAUAUUUGAAGCUGGCUGACGGAACUCUGACUGUGAUGGAAGGAACGGAGAAGCGCCCCGAGAACGACCCGGAGAAGAGCCCGUGGGUGCGGAAGAGCGCACAAGGCUAUCUUCUACUUGGGCAAGCAUUGGGGAGCAGCCAAAUCCGUCACAUCAAGCCUUUUCAGCGUGAACCAGCAAAGGGACCAAAGGCAUGGGCUGCUCUCAAGGGUGUACACGCUCCUGCAACAGCGGCGGUGGCUGUGGUUUUGGAGCGGCAAAUGGCGGCCCUUCGAAUUGACGAAGGCGAACCGGUGGAGGACGGAGUGCAUAAAUUCUUCGACUUGUUGACACGGCUUGAAGGAGCUGACCUGAACUACAGUGACCUUCAAAAGAAGACCAAGCUGCUGGCCUUGCUUCCGGACUCAUGGUCCUCGCUCAUCAUCAACCUAAAUCGAGAUCUGCCCCGCCUCUCGCUCGAAGAUGUGAAGCGGGAAAUCUUACAAGAAGAUUUCCGUCGUCGUGAAUUGGCGGGUACCGAUGGUGCCGGAGUUGCAAGCAUGGGCCGUGGGCACGGCCGUGGAAGGGGCAGAGGGCGAGGAGGAAGAUUUGGCAGCAGCAACUUCAAUGGAGGCCGUGGUAAUGGAGGAUAUGGCAGCAACAACAACAACAAUGGCAACGGGCGUGGGCGCGGUCGAUUUGAUGGCGAAUGCCACUUUUGCCACAAGACCGGCCACAUGUGGAGAGAUUGCUACAGAUUGCCUGAUGGAUGGACCCCUUCUCAAGGCCAAGAGGGCAGAGGAGCAAGGGGAGGAAGAGGCAGAGGUCGUGGAGGCCGUGGUGGUCGUGGAAGUGAAGCGGCAUGCAUGAAAGGUGGAGACUACGAGACGGGCCCGAGUGAAGAUCGAUACCCGGGCCAAUUCUUCUUUGUCUCCACGCAAGCGGUAGCUGCAGCAGGAGGUGUGGAAGGCUUUGAGGAGCCAGCUACUGUGGGAAAGGUCACCCUUCACUCUCUCGACUUUUGGGUGAUCGAUAGCGGCGCCACCUAUAGCAUGACACCUCGUGCGGACUUGCUCACCGAACUCGAACCGUCGCCGGUCAAGCAUGUCACAUCGGCUUUGGGGCAGCGAGCAGAGGUGAAAGGCAUGGGCAAGGCCAUGUUCAAGGGUGCUGAUGGGAAGAUGGUGGGCCUCAUGAACGUGCUUUGGGUGCCCAACCUUGCAGCCAACCUGAUUUCUGUGCGGCGUUUGCAAAAGGCCGGCAUGGACACAUCUUCCAAGGGAUCCAAAACUUAUACCGCGCGGCUUGGUGAGCGGAAGCUUUGGGACCUUCAUGAGGACAGGGACAUCUACAAUGAAAUGUGGCAAGUCCCAGUGGUCCCCAUGCCUAAGGAGAGGCAAGUGGCAGCAAGCAUCAGCACCAAGAGUGAAGCGGUUGGUGGCGGUGAUCACGGAAAGCAAAGUGACACCAAGAGUGACUCGAACGAGUGCAAUCUUGGAGAGACCAGCAAGGCAUGUGAAUCCAAGGAGAGUGGUGCAGCAGCCAAAGGUGGUGGAAAUGAGGAGGAGAAUUAUAAGAUCAGCAAAGCAGCAGCGGCGAAGGAGAAAGGAGAGAGCUUGUGGGGCACAAUUGCGAGUGCCGCUUUCUCCAACCCGACCUCCGCUACGGGAGAGUGUGAUUGGCUGACCUUGCAUCGGCGAAUGGGGCAUGUGGCAUUGCCCAUUUUGCAGCAGAUAGUCAAGCAAGACAUGGUCAGUGGGAUACGUGUCAAGGGGGAGCCCAAUGAGGUGCUUGGCUGUCCAACAUGCAUGCAAGCCAAGUUCAGCCGCUACCCGUUCCAUAGCUCGGAGACAACGGCGAAGGCACCACUUGAUGAGGUGGUGAUGGAUGUGGUGGGCCCCUUGAAGCUUGGAGCUGCUGGAGCUGAGUACUUCCUCACCAUUGUGGACGUCUACACUCGCAUGACUUGGGUAUAUGUGCUGCCCAAGAAGAGUGACAUAGCUGAAACGGUGAAGACCGAUUGGUUGCCGAUGGUGGAGCGGCAACAAGACCGGCUUGUGAAGGCGAUUCGCACUGACCGUGGGGGAGAGUUCCUGAGCAAGGACUUCUCAACUUGGCUGAAGAAGCAGGGCAUAAGGCACUCUCUUACCAUGCCCUACUCUCCUGCAAUGAACGGCAUUGCCGAGCGUGCGAAUCGGACACUCACGGAGACGGCUCGGGGACUUCUCAUUGAAGCCGGUCUACCCAAUUACUUUUGGCCAGAUGCGGUGCGGCAUGCUUGUGUGGCCAAGAACACAGCCUUGACUCACGUGGGAGAAGACAAAUGGGUGCCCUAUGUGGAGUGGAUUGGAAGGAAGCCGAAGGUGGAUAUGCUUCGGGUGUUCGGGUGCAUGUGCAUGGCACUUGUGCCUAAGAAACUUCGGCACAACAAGCUUGAUGCCAAGGCAACAUGGGCCGUGCACUUGGGCAUGGCUCAAAACAGCAAGGGAUGGCUUCUUUGGGACCCAUUUACCAAGAAGUUCCUGGUGAGCAGAGAUUGCAAGUUCAUGGAGAACUUACCGUACAAGGAGUGGAAGGCGGAGAACCAAGCGAAGAUUGGUGUGCGGCUUGGAGAGGUGAAGAGUACCGGCUUGGAGCAUGUGGAGCUGCCCUUGGAGCUGAGUAGCAGCAGCACUAUCACAAGGCAAUCUCCUCAAAUGAAUGGGGGAGAAGAGGAGGAGGAGGUGCAGCAAGGUGAUGAGCGUACACCGUCACUUCCGCCUCGUGCUACAAGUGCUCGCGGGAACCGAGCAGAUUUGCAGCAACGCCAUGAGAGCAUCCAAGUCCCUGCAGUAGAGGAGGAAGGAAGGGGGAGAAGGAAGACUCAGCCCCCCAAUAGGUUGAGCUAUGAACGGCUUGGAGGAGCAGCCAACUCAACCUUGACCAGUUCGGCUCUCAUGCUAGGCGAUGAAGCGGAAGAUGAAAGCGAGGAGUGCGCUUUUGCCUUCUUCUCUCCGGUGGAGAUACCGGGGGAGCCUACAAAUCCCAAGGAGGCUUGGGAGGGCCCCAAUGGGAAGGAGUGGAAGAAGGCCUCAGAUGAAGAGAUGGGGAGCAUCAUCGAGAACGACACGUUUGACUUGGUGAACCUACCUCCGGGGCGUAAGGCGAUCUCUUCCAAGUGGCUCUUCAAGCGCAAGACCGACGCCGACGGCAACAUUGAGCGCUACAAGAGCAGACUUGUAGCCAAGGGGUACCAGCAGCACGAGAAGAAGGACUACAAUGAAGUAUAUGCUCCUGUGGUGAAGGGUACAACCCUUCGAACCCUCUUCACCGCGGCGGCCAUCAAAGGAUGGGUGGUGAAGCAAAUGGAUAUCGUAACGGCCUUCCUCAACGGAGUUUUGGAGGAAGAGACCUACAUGGAGCAGCCAGAGGGGUACAAUGAUGGGAGUGGCAGAGUGUGGAAGCUGAAGAAAGCACUCUAUGGCCUCAAGCAAGCCCCUAGGCAAUGGUACAUCAAGCUGCGGGAAGGCUUGGAGGCGAUCGGUUUCACUCCCUCAACGGCCGAUCAAUCAUUGGUUCAAGUGUGUGAAAGGACCAGCGGAGGAAAGUGUUGGUGAAGAGGAGAGGCGCCGUUUUCAUUCCUUGGUGGGCAGCCUCAUGUAUGCGGCCGUUCACACAAGGCCGGAUGCAGCCUUUGCUACCGGGCAGCUAGCUAGGGUUGUCCAAUGCCCUAAUGAAGAGCAGGUAGCAGCUGGAGAGAGGGUGGCCAAGUACCUUGGCCAAACAGCAACUGUUGGACUGCAAUACUCCGCGGUGGCACAAAGGCGUCAAAAGGGUGCGGAUGGAGUCGAACCCGGGAGGCUCUUUCUCACCGCCUUCUCUGAUGCAUCUUGGGCAUCAGAACCGGAGGACAUGACAAGUGUGGGAGGCUUCAUCUGCUGUGUUGGUGGAAGACCCAACAGCUUGGGAGAGCAAGAAACAAGUGGACCAAGCAUUGAGCUCGGUGGAGUCCGAGUACAUGGCACUCUUCCGUGCCAUAAGAGAGGUUGUGUGGCAGCGGCGUUUGCUAGCUGAAUUGG